Molecule: messenger RNA, 3371 nt
Organism: Leucoraja erinaceus (little skate)
Lineage: Eukaryota; Metazoa; Chordata; Chondrichthyes; Rajiformes; Rajidae
Product: inactive N-acetylated-alpha-linked acidic dipeptidase-like protein 2
Exons: 12
Coding region: 186-1997 (603 amino acids)
Source: RefSeq, a predicted model, not a curated record
AUUUGAUGAAACUGUUGGUUUCCAUGUGUAUUAAUCUCAACAUAUUUAUUCGUGUUUGUAGUAUUUCAAUGUAAUUGUGAUAAAUGUGAUGAGCAUUGGAAGUAAAUAUUCUCCUUCUACUUUUAUUUAGGGAUUUUGCAUUAUUUGCUGCUGAGUCAGGCCAGGGGAGUUCUGCGGCACACAUAAUGGAGCAGUGGACUGCAUCUGGUUUAACAGAAAUCCGCUUGGUAAAUUACACAGUUCUUCUCAGCUUGCCCGAUACAGACCAAAACAAAAUCAUUCUCACGAACAGCAGCCAGUGCUUUUAUCCAAGUGGACAGCAAUGCAGUACUCUCCCCUCAGCCCCGCUUGGGAGAAAGGAGAAGAAUGACCUUCUUUAUUCCUAUGCAGCAUAUUCUGCCAAAGGAUCUCUGGAGGCGGAGAUCAUAGAUGUACAGUAUGGAACAAUUGAUGAUUUGCUCCGACUUCAAUCAAGUACCAAUGUAACGAAAAAAAUUGCACUAAUUAAACUUGGACAGGCACCUUUACUGUACAAGCUCUCUUUACUAUUGGAGGCUGGUUUUGGAGGAGCUUUAGUCUACAUCGAUCCCUGUGAUUUACACCCAAGGGAGAAGAUAGGCAACAAAACAUUUUGGCUUUCUUUAAACCCUGGAGGAGAUCCAUCUACACCAGGAUAUCCCAGUGUUGGUGGAAGCUUCAGAGAGCAUCGCACAAACCUUACAUCUUUGCUGGUCCAGCCAGUGGCUGCAUCCUUGGCCAAAUCACUUCUUUCUUCCACUGAGGAGCCAAACAGAAAUGGAUGUUUUCACCUCAUAAAUUCAAGUCGAGUCAGGAAAACCAUCAGGCUGGAGGUGGGAAAAAUCUCAGAAUAUAAGACGAUUCAGAAUGUAAUAGGCUUCCUCAAAGGAUCUAUCAACCCAGAUAAGUAUGUUGUUGUUGGUAGUCACCAUGGCAACAAGGAAGAACCCUGGACCAGCAGUACUUCCAUCAUUACAGAGAUAAUCAAAGCGAUAAUGUCCCAGGUUCAGAAAAGACAUUGGCGGCCAAACCGCAGCAUUUUAUUCUGUUGCUGGGGAGGAACUACGUUUGGCAACAUUGGCUCAUACGAGUGGGCAGAGGAGAUGGAACCUGUUCUGCAGAAUAAUGCUGUGGCUUAUAUCAACAUAUUCAAACCUGUUAUGGGAAAUGGAAGCCUGCAUACUGUAGCAUCUCCAUCGCUUUGGCAACUAGCAACGGAUGUCAUAAACAUGAGAUUUUCUUUAAACUGCACAAAUGAAGAACGGUGUCCGGGAAGAAAGGUCAACUCAAUUCAGGUGGAAGGGAACAGUGAUUUCUUCAUCAAUCAUCUCGGCGUGCCAACUGUUCAAUUUGCAUAUCAAGGGACAAGUGCGUCAAUGGGACCAGGAUUUCUGUCUGAAGCUCUUGGAGUUCAUGAUGCGUCGGCAGCCGAGGCUUUGGAUCCAUUUUUUAAUCUUCAUGAAACUGUCGCUAAGUUGACAGCUGAAAUGAUUCUGCACAUAGCCAAUGAUCCAGUUCUACCUUUCAGUGUUUUGGAUGUAGCCCUGGAGGUUCAAGAACAGCUCACAGAUAAAAGUGUCGCUACAGAUCAAAUUCUGACACUCGCCAACGCACUGAGGGAAACUGCACAACUUUUUCAGUCAGAUGAAAUGCGACCAGCUAAUAAUCCAAAAGAACAAGACCCUGCGCAUCUGAGAAUGUUGAAUGACGUGCUGCAACAUGUGGAGAAAAACUUCCUCGUUGAACAGGCUCCUCCGGGUUAUUAUAGAAAUAUUCUGUAUCGUCUCGAAGAAUCGUCAGAUCAGUUUUCUAUUUUAAAAGAAGCUUUUAACCACUCCAGACUUCAACAGUCAAACCAAACUCUAUCUGCAGUUCUAUCGGAAGUGAUGAACUGCAUUAGGUCUGCUCAGGUGUAUUUAAAAACAGGUUUGGAUGUGUUUGAGAAUAUUCAAAACACAAAAAAGCAAACCAGUGUUUAGAAAAUGUGCAAUGGUGCAUAAGUUAACAAUUUCCUUUUUUGGAAUAUAUUCCUUAAAAAAGGAAUUUAAUUUUGCCAAAGGAUAAAUGCGUGGUUACUUACAACAGGAAUUGAAUAUGGUGCCCAUUACAAAUGAUCAAAGUACCAUUUGAUGGUGAUCUUUAUUGAUAAGUGGCAAUUAUUAUUAACAACCCAAUUGAGUCAGACUCAGUAAUUGCAGUCAUGGGUUAAGAAAAUAUGGCGUAGAUAAUAUUGAUGUCGAUACCAGGUCAUAGAAUGGCCCGACGGUUUCAGUCUUAAAAGGCUGUUAACUUCUAGGUUGGAAAGUUGUGGAAAAAGAGACUUACAUUGCCUGAAAUAAUCAUUCAGUCCAUUUUCAAAAUGAACGCUGGAACCAAUGAAUGUUGUAUAAAUGCUUAAUUAUUUCCAUUAUAAGAUACCUCAAAAUGGGCAAUUAGUGACGUUGACAAAGUCUCGUGAGAAUUUUAUUUGGUUAUAAAUCAUAAUGUGCCUUCCAGAUUGAAGUGUAUGUUAUGUUUAUGAGGAGAAUUAUUCAUUGUAACCUGUGGUAUGUUGCCAUAAAGUGGCACAGAUUUGUAAAGUCAAUGCCUUGUAUAAAACAGAGACCACUUAUUUUUAACAACAAAUAAUACAGGAAACAAAUCUAUAUUUUUUUCAGAUUAAUCUGCAAAAGUGCAUUAUUGUGAUAAUAUCUGCUGUACCUGAUCCAUUAUAUUUUGACGAUUGAAUGCUUGUCGACAAGCUGAACAUUUGGUACCUAUUUAAUUUUGUUAAUAUCAGUAAGUACAUUCUCAACCAAGAUAGAAAACAUGAGAUGUUUUUACUUAAUAGUGUGGCAGAUGGGUGGCUAGUUUUCAGAGUAUUUGUGUAAACACUUCAAUAUUAGCCGUGUUAAAAACAGUUUCAAAGUUGUAUUGUUACUUUCCAUAUGUUAAGUUAAAUUUGAAGUCGAUUAUUUUCCUAUUGUGAAUAAGUUGGAAAGUCACAAAAUGGUCUUUCUUAGCUCCAACUGAGAUCCAGUGUAAUGGAGACACAAGGAACUGCAGAUGCUGGUUUUUCAAAAAAAGGCACAAAGUAUUGGAGUAAUUCUCCAAGUCAGGCAGCAUCUCUGGUUAAUGAGUGACUUGCUGUUUCAGAGUCUUAAGAAGGGUGCCAAACCAAAAUGUCACCUAUCCAUGUUCUCCACAGAUGCUGCCUGACCCGCUGAGUUACUCCAGCACUCUGAAAUGUCACCUAUCCGUGUUCUCCAGAGAUGCUGCCUGACCCGCUGAGUUACUCCAGCACUCUGUGUCUUUUUUAGAGAACCAGUGUAAAUUGGAAAUGCAAUCCUAGCAAUCUUCAAAACUGUGGAAAG